Penicillium oxalicum is the source of this 1734-nucleotide messenger RNA. RefSeq names its product putative 3-methylcrotonyl-CoA carboxylase, beta subunit (MccB). NCBI's taxonomy places the organism in Eukaryota, Fungi, Ascomycota, Eurotiomycetes, Eurotiales, Aspergillaceae. Gene Ontology annotation, biological process: L-leucine catabolic process. Gene Ontology annotation, molecular function: methylcrotonoyl-CoA carboxylase activity. Bases 1 to 1734 code for a protein of 577 amino acids. The transcript is spliced from 2 exons. The record is from RefSeq and is a predicted model, not a curated record. Gene Ontology annotation, cellular component: methylcrotonoyl-CoA carboxylase complex; mitochondrion.
AUGCGCGCCUCGUCCCCGCUCAUCCUUCGGGGCUUGGGCUUGCGCACUGGUCCGCGCAACUGCCGUCCCUCAAUCGUACAGCUUUCCAAAACCACUUUGAGAAUCUCCUCGCGGACAGUCGCCAGCUAUACCCAUCCCCAUCAUGCAUCAGCGCUUUCCAUUCUCCCCACAGCCGUGGACACAUCGUCCCCCGAAUUCCAGGAAAACAGCCAGCAAAUGCAAGAGCUCCUCGAUCGGAUGAGCAGCCUUCACGCCAAAAUUGCUCAGGGUGGGCCGCAAAAGGCCCGGGAUAAGCAUGUUGCUCGUGGUAAGAUGCUGCCUCGCGACCGGGUCUCUGCCUUGAUUGACCCGGGCACCUCUUUCUUGGAGCUGUCACCGCUGGCUGGACAUGAGGUGUACGAAGGGGAGGAUGUCCCCGCUGGUGGGAUUAUCACAGGAAUUGGUACCGUGGAGGGCGUGAACUGUAUGAUUGUCGCCAAUGAUAGCACAGUCAAGGGAGGCACGUACUAUCCGAUUACUGUUAAGAAGCACCUUCGGGCGCAGGCCAUUGCCCAGGAGAACCGACUUCCGUGCAUCUAUCUUGUGGACUCUGGCGGUGCCAACCUCCCCCACCAGGCAGAUGUCUUCCCUGAUCGUGACCACUUUGGUCGUAUCUUCUUCAACCAGGCGCGGAUGAGCUCCCUGGGCAUCCCGCAACUGUCGGUUGUGAUGGGCCCUUGCACUGCGGGUGGUGCCUACGUACCGGCUAUGAGCGACGAGACGAUUAUCGUUGAGAACCAGGGCACUAUCUUCCUGGCGGGUCCACCCUUGGUGAAGGCUGCCACUGGUGAGGUAGUCUCUGCCGAAGAUCUUGGUGGUGGUCAAUUACACUCCACCAUUUCUGGUGUGACGGACUAUCUGGCCGUGGAUGAUGCACAUGCUCUGACACUAGCCCGCCGCUCAGUAGCCAAUCUGAACUACCCCAUCACAAAAAUGCCGCAACAACUCGAGGACGCCGUGAUCAAGGAGCCGCUUUACGACCCUGCAGAGCUGAAUGGUAUUGUAGGAGUCAACCUCCGCCGGCAGAUCCCUGCCCACGAGGUGAUUGCGCGCAUCGUUGACGGAAGCGAGUUUGCUGAGUUCAAGCGUGACUACGGGACCACCCUGGUGACUGGCUUUGCCAAGAUCCACGGCCACAAAGUCGGCAUCGUCGCCAAUAAUGGUAUUCUGUUCUCCGAAUCUUCGCUCAAGGGCGCUCAUUUCAUCGAGCUGUGCGCCCAGCGUCGCAUUCCUCUUGUCUUCUUGCAGAACAUCUCGGGCUUCAUGGUCGGUGCUGAUGCCGAGAAGGGCGGAAUUGCCAAGAACGGUGCCAAAUUGGUGACGGCCGUCGCCUGCGCCGAUGUACCCAAGUUCACCGUGGUCUUUGGUUCCAGUGCCGGUGCUGGCAACUAUGGAAUGUGUGGCCGCGCCUACUCCCCCCGGCUGAUGUUCAUGUGGCCCAACUCCAAGAUCGGCGUCAUGGGUUCUGAACAGCUCUCCUCGGUGAUGGAAGCCGUCGGGAAGACCGCCGAUCCUGCCCUCAAGGCACGCAUCGACCGCGAGUCAGAAGCGAUCUUUGCUUCUGCUCGUCUCUGGGAUGACGGUGUCAUUCCUCCCGCACAGACGCGAAAGAUGCUUGGCUUGGGAUUGGCAGCCGCAGUGGGUGGUAAGGGAGAGCCAGAUAUUCAGACCCGCUUCGGUGUAUUCCGUAUGUAG